CUCAAGUCGUUGCAUCCGUGUGUCCCUCUCCUCAAUUCACUCCACUACACCGUACGAUGCCGGGCCUCAAAGGAAACAGCCACGCAGAAGAUGCUGCCGCGAUUACAACUGCAAUCACCGCUAUCUACAACAAGAUUUCCCUUCUCCGAGACCUCAAUCCCCGAGAUGAAGUCAACUCGCUGUUCAGCGAGCUCGUAUCUAUCUGCAUCCGGCCUUACCACCCCACCGUCGCCUCUAGCGUACUCUCCUCCCUCAUCUCUGACGCUCCACACAUCCGCCAGCUCUGCUCUUCCGCCGAAGGUGCCCUAGAGCGGCAUUGGGCCAAGCGAAUGCUUCGCUUCGACGAGAAAUUAGAGCCUAAGCCGCUGCGCUGCUUCCCCUACUACUCCAACUACGUCGACCUCUGCAAUCUCGAGUGCAGCACUAUUACCGCUGUCACAAAUCAUGCGCCAAAACACAUCGCUUUCAUCGGCUCGGGACCACUGCCGCUGACUUCGUUCUGCGUGGCCGACCGCUUUCCACACGCUAGGAUCCACAACGUCGAUAGAGAUGCGGGUGCUAUUGCCCUGUCAGAAGAGCUGGCGAAGAGGCACGGGUACGGGAAGAUGACGUUUGCGCACGAGGAGGCGGCCGAUUGCGGCAAGUUAUGGGACUUCGACGUUGUCUAUGUGGCUGCGUUGGUCGGAAUGUCUGCGGAGGGGAAGGCGGUGAUAUUGGGUGGGGUAGCAAGACGGAUGCGGAAAGGGGCACUACUGUGUGUGAGGAGUGCGCACUCGCUGAGAGCGUUGUUGUAUCCGGUCGUCGCGCCAGAGACAUUGGUGGAAACAGGGCUGCUGGAGCUGGUAGUCGAAGUCCACCCGUGGAAUCACGUCGUCAAUUCUAUCCUCUUGCUGCGAGUCUUGUAAGGGGAGCAUUGGAAGCGAGCUUGUAGGAAGUAUAGAGAAAGACUGGUGGCUGAAAGCCCCUGGAUACAGUCGCGUGGGCGGACCCUCGAGUCAUAUGUCGUUUAGAAGAGCGGCCAAUUAAAAGCGUUUAAAAGUAGAUCGAGUUCUGCUUUGGAAAUAUAUAUAUCCGCUCAUUCAGGUUCAGCAGAACGUAUCACCGUGUUGCUGUAAGCUUACUCCCUAAGGAGCGGAUCGCUUGGGCCCUGGACCUUGGUAUGUCGAGACCACUAGCAUUUCAUGUACUUAGCAUACUGAAGAUCUCGUAAGCAGUGCAGCAAAUAUCUGGACUCAUGUAAAUGUAAAAUUUGCUACAGC
Mytilinidion resinicola is the source of this 1259-nucleotide messenger RNA. Its product is annotated as Nicotianamine synthase. Gene Ontology annotation, biological process: nicotianamine biosynthetic process. The transcript is spliced from 3 exons. NCBI's taxonomy places the organism in Eukaryota, Fungi, Ascomycota, Dothideomycetes, Mytilinidiales, Mytilinidiaceae. Bases 57 to 905 code for a protein of 282 amino acids. Gene Ontology annotation, molecular function: nicotianamine synthase activity. The record is from RefSeq and is a predicted model, not a curated record.